Messenger RNA from Annulohypoxylon truncatum, 2545 nucleotides. RefSeq names its product SPRY domain-containing protein. Gene Ontology annotation, cellular component: cytoplasm. The record is from RefSeq and is a predicted model, not a curated record. Gene Ontology annotation, biological process: cytoskeleton organization; cell surface receptor signaling pathway. Gene Ontology annotation, molecular function: protein binding. The transcript has 8 exons. NCBI's taxonomy places the organism in Eukaryota, Fungi, Ascomycota, Sordariomycetes, Xylariales, Hypoxylaceae. The coding region runs from base 329 to 2392 and encodes 687 amino acids.
CGUUCCGUCGACUAUUCCCCCCGAGUUUCGAUCUUGCUCGGCAACUAACUUAUACGCAUAACCCGGGUACGGGAUAAGCUGUAAUUCAACGACUAACUCACAUCCUUUCCAUCGUCACCAUCAUUUCUCGGACUAAGGCGCCGUUCGCGAAUCUUAUCCGCCUUAUCAAAAAAUUCUAUACAUUGUAAUCCUCUAGUUCUUGCUCCUGCGUCUCUUCCGUCGGCCUUACAUCAAUAAAUCGGUGCUCCCAGGGCGACAAAGGGUACCCAGCGAGUUCCGGGUCUUCCUCCAAUCCCUCUGGGAUCCAGCCAAAACUUAGAGGUUGGCUAUGGCCAAUCCUUACCAACGAGACUCACCUGGAUUGAACCCAGACGUUACUCACACGAGCUUCCUUCCACGAUUUAGAAAUUACUCGUACGCGUCCGGCAUACCUGGAGCCAAUGCAAGCUUUGCGCCUGCGUCGCAUUCUCCGAUCAACCGUCUCUCAUACCUCCUCAAUCCUUCAUACGAACCGGCGUCCGACCUCUAUGGAGCGAACCCGACUUCUCAACGUUAUGUACAAAACAUCGACACGGAUAUGAAUAACGGUAGUGUGGACGGAGGGGUCCCGGCUCUGCAGAGUCGUGACCCGCAAUUGCCGUCGUUUUCGAGAGCGUUUGAGAAGUUCACGCAAUAUGAAGCCGGGGAAGAUGUGUGGACGAAUGUGUACAAGAAAAACAGUUUCUUCACGCCAUCGUACUUGACGGGUUCUAGUUACAUACAGAAGUUGGAAGAGGCAUACAAGGCGAAGCAAGCGCAGAGAGAGACCCAGCAACAAUCAGUGAGUACCUUGCCGGCCGGUAUCGCGACGACAGGUUCCCUAGCGAACAAGACGCCAGCAUCUCAUCUGGGAAUGACGUACGACUUGAUUGAACGAACACCUGCUAUCGAGGACGACCAUUCGAUACCUCCUUUACCCAGUAGAUGGAAUAAAGAUGACAAGCACGGUGCGUUGGAGGUUAUAGCUGAUGGUCAAGAAGUCAAGUAUGCGGCGAGCCGCAAUUCGAGAGAGCAGGAUCACGAAACUUGCGCAAUACGAGCCGAUCACCCAAUGCCAUGGCAAGCCGGGAUAUAUUAUUUUGAGGUCACCCUUCUCUCAAGAAGACGAGAUGAAACUACCGUGUGUAUCGGAUUCUCGACCAAGAACGUGCCCUUGAUGCGACCACCAGGUUGGGAGCCUGAGUCGUGGGGUUACCAUGGCGACGAUGGCGAUGUCUACUCGGGACAGAACGUUGGAAAGCAAUACGAUGGCGGUUCUUUCGGUCCACAGGACACUAUUGGAUGUGGUGUUAAUUUCCGAACCCGCGAGGCCUUCUUCACCAAGAACGGACAAGAUUUUAAAACCGCGUUCCGAGACAUAAAGGGAGAUCUUUAUCCCACUAUCGGUAUGAAGAAGGCUGGAGAGCACAUUCGUGUCAACUUUGGCCAAACAAGAUUUGUGUUCGACAUUGAUCACAUGGUGAAGAGGGAACAAAUGAAAAUCAAGCAAGCCAUAAAGAGAACAAGCAUCGAGAAGUUGGUAUCGCCUCCUAUGGGUGAGACGGAGCUCAUUCAACAACUGGUUCUACAGUUUUUACAGCACGAUGGAUAUGUAGAGACAGCUCGGGCAUUUGCCGAGGAGAUUCAUGCUGAGAAGCAAAAUCUACAAAUAGACCAACGAAUACCGGUCCCAGGUAUCAACAUUAGAAAUGACGAAGAUGCCCAUUGCAGACAACGUAUUCGGAGAGCCAUUCUUGAAGGUGACAUUGAGGAGGCUAUCCAGUACACCAAACGCUAUUAUCCAGGUGUUUUAAAGGACAACGACGAUGUAUACUUCAAAUUGAAGUGUCGGACCUUUAUCGAAAUGGUGCGGAAGUCCGCUGAACUCGGCAGCCCUAAUGCCAAGAAGAGCAACGGUCAUUCAUUUGACGACAUUCCUAACAAGAUGGACGUCGACGAGAACGGCUUUUCAGAUCAGAUGGAGGAAGAUGGUCUAGGAUCUCAGAUAGGGCAGGAGAGCCUUCUUACCAAGACCAUAGAGUACGGACAAGCUCUACAAGAGGAAUUCAGGAACGACUCGAGACCAGAAAUUACCAAGACACUCAAUGAGGUUUUCUCGCUUCUAGCCUAUCCGAACCCACUCCAGGUAAAGGAGAUUGCACCGUUACUUGAUCGUAAGGGGAGGGUAGCUGUAGCUGAGGAACUAAACGCCGCCAUCCUCUCUUCUUUGGGCAAGUCAUCUCGGUCGGCGUUAGAGAAUGUAUACGGACAAACGAGUGUGUUGCUAGAUUACCUUCGCGAGGACGGCGGACCUGGGUCGCUCAUCACUAUACAAUCUCUCAUCGAUGAGAUACCAAAGUCGCAACCAUUUUGAUCAAAGGCGUAGGUGUCUAAAGACAAGCCUAUUACGAUGUCUGGGGUCUCCCAAGCCGUCAAAGUCUGCCUUAAGAGCUUAGAAAUGGCGAGGGUUAUUCCUCACUAUCCUCCGCCUUGAGUUCAUAAACAGCCAUGUCAGAACCGGAGUUAC